Molecule: messenger RNA, 2060 nt
Organism: Tilletiopsis washingtonensis
Lineage: Eukaryota; Fungi; Basidiomycota; Exobasidiomycetes; Entylomatales
Product: WD40 repeat-like protein
Exons: 9
Coding region: 111-1700 (529 amino acids)
Biological process (GO): mRNA splicing, via spliceosome
Cellular component (GO): U4/U6 x U5 tri-snRNP complex
Molecular function (GO): protein binding; U4 snRNA binding; U6 snRNA binding
Source: RefSeq, a predicted model, not a curated record
CCACAUCCCUGCGCACCCUCUUCCCGUCUCAUCGCUCGUCCGUCCGCCUGCGGAAGCGCUGCAUCUUCUGAAUCGGCACUUGUCCGCGGUCCAUCGGAGGCGCUAGCAGCAUGGCGGACAUGAACCUCGACGACGUGCCCUUUGCCGGCGGCAUCGAUGCCGAUGAGCUCGACACGCAGCCGGCGCCCGGCUUCGAUGCGUCCAUCUCGCGAGCACGCGACGCCGAUGCCGCCCUCGUCGCUGCGCUCGAGUCGCGCAAGACUGCGCGCAGCCUCGCCGUGCCGACCGACGACGCAAAGGUCCGGCAACGGCUGCGCCAGCUCGGGCAGCCCAUCACGCUGUUCGGAGAGCGGAGGCCAGACCGGCGAGAGCGGUUGCGCGAGGAGCUCGUCAAGGAGGGCCAGCGCCGGGAGCAGGAGGGCGAGGAGGCUGAGAGUGUCGUCAGCGAGGAGAGCGAGGAGGAAGAGCAAGAAGAGGAGUUCUUCACAGAGGGCACGGACGCGCUGCUUCGCGCCCGCCAGUCCAUCGCUCGGACCUCUCUUGUUGCCGCAAAAGCGAGAGUCGCGCGGCAACGUGUGGAGGCCACAGUGCCGCUGAGUCGGAUCGUCGCCCAGCGCAAGGCGCUGUUCGAGCCAUUGAAGCAAUUCACCAGCCUCGGCUCGCAAAUAGGCGACACGCGGCCGAUCUCCGUCGUGCGCUUCUCGCCAGGCACGUCGACGCCAGAGGGGUCUGGGCGGCUGCUUGCGGCGGGCAGCUGGUCGGGCAGCGUCAAGCUGUGGGAGGUGCCUGCGGCCAAGGAGCGGGCCACGCUGCGGGGCCACACUGAGAAGGUCGGAGGCAUCGCCUGGCAUCCGCAAGCGACAAAAGGACUCGAUGCGUCUGCGGCCAAUCUCGUGACGGGCGCGGGCGACGCCACUGUCCAGCUCUGGUCGCUCACGAGCGACCGGCCACUUGCGACGCUGAAGGGACACGAGGCACGAGUAGCCCGGACAGCAUGGCACCCGAGCGGCGCGUACGUGGCCAGUGCCAGCUUCGACGGCACAUGGCGGCUGUGGGACGUGGAGAAGCAGAACGAGCUGCUGCUGCAGGAGGGCCACUCGAAGGAGGUCUAUGCGAUCGACUUUCAGGACGACGGAGCGCUUGUGGCCAGCGGCGGCCUCGACGCCAUCGGGCGAGUGUGGGAUCUGCGGACUGGGCGCACGGCGAUGGUGCUCGACGGCCACGCGCGCGAGAUCCUCAGCAUCGACUUUGCGCCCAACGGCUUCCAGGUGGCCACGGCCUCGGGCGACGACACGGUGCGCGUGUGGGACAUGCGCGCGCUGCGCUCCAUCUCGACGAUUCCCGCGCACCGCUCGUCUGUCGCCGACGUGCGCUUCUUCCGCGCCGCCGACGAGGGCGCGGCGGCGCGCGGCUCGAUGCCCGACGAGGACAAGGAGGCGAACGGCGACGCCAAGGCGCGCGGCGAGAACGGCGACGCACCUGCCGCCGGCGCCACGCUGCAGCUGCCGCGCAGCGGCAUGUACCUGGCCACCGCCGGCUACGACGGCUUCGUGCGCGUCUGGUCUGCCGACGACUUUGCCUGCCUGCGCUCGCUCUCGGGCGACGCCGGCAAGGUCAUGUCCGUCGACAUCUCGCCCGACGGCAAGUACCUCGCGAGCGGCGAGUGGGGCCGGACAUGGAAGCUGUGGGGCGUGCUGUGACACAACUAUGCUUUCAUUUGCGCGCCGCUCAGACGCCCUUCUCCGUGAUGGCCAUCGUGAAGCUGCGCACGGCGGAGUAGAGGGCCUCCUUGGCCGGCGUCUUCUCCUGCGUGUCGGCGCCGGGCGCGGCCUCGAACACGACCAUGAGCGUGGCCGACAACGUAAUGAACAGCACGUUCGUCUCCGAGUGCAGCGUGGCCAUCUCGAGCGGGUGCUGGGCGCCACGCGGGCCGCUGAGCGUGUACGUCGAGCUGGCCAGCUCGAUCUCGCUGGCGUCGAGCUUCGGCGCAGCGGGCGAAGAGAGACUUGUGAAGAUAUCGAGGAGCUUCUCGAGCUGCUCGGCCUUGAACGCGGUGGCGA